This is a messenger RNA of Cryptomeria japonica (Japanese cedar), 2177 nucleotides long. RefSeq names its product L-type lectin-domain containing receptor kinase IX.1-like. Gene Ontology annotation, biological process: protein phosphorylation. The coding region runs from base 142 to 2133 and encodes 663 amino acids. Lineage: Eukaryota; Viridiplantae; Streptophyta; Pinopsida; Cupressales; Cupressaceae. Gene Ontology annotation, molecular function: carbohydrate binding; protein kinase activity; ATP binding. The record is from RefSeq and is a predicted model, not a curated record. Gene Ontology annotation, cellular component: plasma membrane. The transcript has a single exon.
UGUCAGACUUUAUCCGCACUGCUCUUCUUAUGCUCUGUCGCUUCUCUCAUUUUUUCAUCACUUGCAGGAAACCACAAUUUCUCCAUCCCUCCCAUCACAAAUAUAAUAGCAUACGAAAAUAAUGCCUACCCUCAAGACAACAUGCUGCAGCUCACCACAAAUCAAGCAUCAGGGGAGCUAAUCAAAAGCUUCGGCUGGGCGUUUUACGAUAAAUCUGUUCCGCUAUGGGACAGCUCCUCCCGGGCUCUAGCAAAUUUCUCUACCUAUUUCCAAUUCAGCAUCAAGCUAGGCAAUAAUCCUGACACCGAUUAUGGAGACGGAAUGACUUUCUUCUUGGCGCCUUUCGAGUUGGAGCAACCAGAGAACGCUUAUGGCGGAGGUCUCGGCUUGUUUAACGACACAACCUAUAAUGGAUCAUUCUAUCAGAUGGUUGCUGUGGAAUUUGACACUUACCAGAAUGGUUGGGAUCCCUUUGGCGAUCAUGUGGGAAUCGACGUUAACAGUAUUGUGUCCAAAGCAAAGGUUUCGCUGAGAAACUUAAACAAGAGCUACAGCCUCUGUGAUAGAAGUCUGAAGAAUGGAGAGCAAUGGCACGCGUGGGUGGAUUAUGAUGGGGGAGCAAAGAGGCUGCAAGUGUUUCUCUUCUGCAAACCCAAUAGCACCACUGUUUCUAAACCCCAAAUCCCAAUCUUAUUUCAUGAUAUAGAUCUCCGGAACUCUCUCCCAGAAAAAAUCAAGGUUGGUCUAUCGGCUUCUACUGGAGCCUCAACAGAGACACACACUGUAUACAAGUGGAAUUUUUCUUAUGAAUAUUCGUGGGAUAUCUCACCUGCACCUUCUCCAAGUAUCACUUCCAAUGAACAGAACCCUCCAAAGGGCAAGAGCAACAACAAUUCUGUCAAAGUUAUUUUGAUAGCAGUGUUCUGUAGCGUUCUGGCUCUCUGCGUUUUCAUAUUCGUUGUCCUACGGUGGAAGUUCAGAAAAAGCAUACGCGGUGUUGAGGAAGGCGAAGAGAGCGAUGUUGAGUUGGACGAAUGGUUUUCUCAGGGCCCCCGAAGAUUCUCCUACGCCGAGCUCUGUGCUGCAACAAGAAACUUCAGUGAAGAUGAAAAGCUUGGGCAAGGGGGCUUCGGUGGCGUCUACAAAGGCAUCCUUCCCGGCACGGCAGAGGCGGUAGCUGUGAAGAGAAUAUCCCAAGGAUCCAAGCAAGGAAGAAAAGAGUAUGUUUCCGAGGUUACCAUAAUCAGUAAACUCAGACACCGCAACCUUGUGCAACUUUUAGGAUGGUGCCAUCAAAAGGGCGAGUUACUUCUAGUCUACGAAUACCUGCCAAACGGGAGUCUGGAUAAGUAUAUUUUUGGGGAGGAGAUGGAUACUUUGGAUUGGGAUCGUAGAUACAGUAUCGCCUGUGACAUAGCCUCGGCUCUUCUCUAUCUGCACGAAGAAUGGGAUCAGCGUGUUGUUCACAGAGACGUGAAGGCGAGCAAUGUAAUGUUGGAUUCUGAUUUCAACGCCAAGCUGGGGGAUUUUGGUUUGGCAAGAUUGGUGGAGCGUGAUCAGGUGGCUUCCCAUACGACCGUGGUGGCGGGUACGCUGGGGUAUUUAGCUCCCGAGUGCUACAUAACGGGGAAGGCCAGUCCAGAGGCGGACGUAUACAGCUUCGGGGCCGUUGCACUUGAAAUUGCCUGUGGAAGGCGGCCCGUUGACCGCACACUAGGUGAAUAUAAUUGUAGAUUGGUCGAAUGGGUUUGGUAUUUGUAUGGACAAGGAAAGCUUUCAGAUGCUGCGGAUGGAAAACUUGGAGGAAAUUAUAAGGAGAAAGAAAUGGGGCUGCUGAUGUUGGUGGGGCUGCUGUGUUCUCAUCCAGACCCCACGUCAAGACCUACAAUGAGAGAGUUGAUAAAGAUAUUGAAAAGGGAAGCAGAAUUGCCAUAUGUUCCUCUGGAUUUGCCGGUUGCUGUGUACAAUAAUCAGCCUCUUCGUCUUGGUGUGACGUCGGUCGGACUUAGCUCGUCCGUUGUGAGUGAAGUGUCCAUGUCCUCAAUGAAUGCGUCUGCUUUCUCAUCAUCUACGGCUUCAAGUGGCCCAGUCAAAAUGUCCAGCCCUCUAUUGUUCAACACAGGACUUUACUAGCUUAAAGUCUUUAGGCUUCUUGGUGAACAAUAUCAAUGUCUAGA